Molecule: messenger RNA, 2777 nt
Organism: Tupaia belangeri chinensis (Chinese tree shrew)
Lineage: Eukaryota; Metazoa; Chordata; Mammalia; Scandentia; Tupaiidae
Gene: TRAF3IP3
Product: TRAF3 interacting protein 3
Exons: 15
Coding region: 1013-2608 (531 amino acids)
Source: RefSeq, a predicted model, not a curated record
CAAUAGGGACAAACUUAGAUGUGAAUGUUUGGGGGCUAAAAAAUCAAAGAGUAUUAGUCUUUUUAUUGUUACUGGUAAGAGAAGCAAGUUACCUGAGAGGAAGUAUCAAGGGUAAAUACUAAGGUCACCAGCUUCCCCACUGUUAAAGGCAAAAGAAAGGAGUUAUCCCAGUGACGGGUCUGAAUGACUACUCCAGGAAAGAAUUUAACUAGAGGAGCUCCUGCUCAGGGCCCAUGCGGGAGAACUUUUAGGAGCACUGGAAGCACGGUGAGCAAGAGACGGCUUCAGUUUGGUUUCUCUGCAUGUUCACAUGUUACAUUAUCCUUGCUCUCGAUGCAUUCUUGAUUUCAGAAUUUAUUCCCUAUAUAUUUCAAGUGUAAAUGGAGUCACCCCCCAAAGGGGUCGAAGUAUUUCUCACUUUUGUCAUUUAUUUUUCAUUUUAUUUUAUCUUUGGAUGCAUGAAAGCCUACGCUGAGAACGUCUCUUUUAGGUUUUACCAACAAAGAGUCACUUUUACCCCCAUAGAAACUGCAAGGUUUGAAUCCAACCCAGAGGUCCAUCCUUCUCUAACCCUGGAAAGGAUUUUUGACUUGAAACUGUCAGAGACCUCAGACCAAUCCAGGAGAGAGAAAAGAGGUGCUUGGGUUCCUACUGUUGGGAGGAGCUUGUGAGCCCCGCCCAAGGGGCCUCAGGGUAAAGGGGCCACUCAGAGCAAAAGAGAGGAACUGGGGUUUUUGUGAACAUUGUGGCUUUGUCUGUUUCCUGUUUCAGCAAGGCUGCUGGGCAAAAAGACAGAAACAAGUAAGGAAAUGCUCAGGGGGUCCAGAGUCACGGAUUGAGAGCUUACACUCACCCAGCUGCUUCUGUCUUGCUCCAUCUGACACCAGAGCCAAGAUCUAUCCAGGAGCUGGGAUGCUUUCCUGAGCUACUUGGGCUGGAGCCUGGGACCCAGAGAUCCAAGCAGCUAUUCCAGGAACUGGAAGCCAAGCACAACAGGUGCUCGGAGGUCAUCAUGAUCAGUCGAGAUCCCAGGCCCUGCCCUGGCUUGGCCCGGUGGGCUGAGAGCUAUGAGGCUAAGUGGGAGCGCCGGCAGGAGACCCGGGAGAGCCGCCGCUGCCGCCCCAACAUGACCACUUGCCGCCAGGUGGGGAAGGCGCUGAGAAUCCAACAGAGAGAGCAGCUCCAGAGAGCUCGACAGCAGCAAUUCUUCAAGAGGAGAAAUCUGGAGCUGGAGGAGCAAGGCAAGACACAGCGUCCCCAGGCCAGGGAGCCGGGUCCCUCCAGGAGGCCAGGCCAGGAGACGGUCAGGGAACCCUUAUCUUGUGCCAACAAGAUUUCUUCUCCAGGACAGCAGGUACCUGGGACCAACUGUGAGACCUUUCCAACCCAACAUCAUUCUCCUUCAGGAGUCCAGAGAGAUCUGGCUGACCACCUCUCUUCACAGGCUGGGGGCCUUCCAACACAGGACUCUCCCACCAAGAACCCACCCAAACACCACCGUGGUACUCAGACAAAAACAGAAGAAGGACAACCAACAAUUAAGAACGAUGCCAGUCAACAAACUAAUUAUGGAGUUGCAGUUCUGGAUAAGGAAAUCAUCCAGCUUUCUGAGUACCUCAAAGAGGCCCUACAAAGGGAGCUGGUCCUAAAACAGAAAAUGGUGAUUCUCCAAGACCUACUGUCCACCCUGAUCAGGGCUUCUGACAGCUCUUGGAAGGGACAACUUAAUGAAGACAAGUUGAAGAGCAAACUGAGAUCUUUAGAAAACCAGCUGUACACCUGUACACAGAAAUACUCCCCUUGGGGGAUGAAAAAGGUGCUACUGGAAAUGGAAGACCAGAAAAACAGCUAUGAGCAGAAAGCUAAGGAGUCCCUGCAGAAAGUGCUGGAAGAGAAAAUAAGUGCAGAGCAGCAGCUGCAGAGCACCCAGAGGUCCUUGGCCUUGGCAGAACAGAAAUGUGAAGAAUGGAGGAGUCAGUAUGAGGCUCUGAAGGAGGACUGGAGGACCCUAGGAACCCAGCAUAGAGAGCUGGAGAGCCAACUCCAUGUGCUGCAGUCCAAACUGCAGGGAGCAGACAGCAGAGAUUUACAGAUGAACCAGGCCUUGAGACUUUUGGAGAAUGAGCACCAGGAACUACAGGCCAAGAUUGAACUCCUGCAAGGAGACAGAGACCGGGGCAGUUUGAAUACUCAGGAUCUACAAGGUGUGCUUCAGAAUCAAUCCUUACAGCUUCAAGAACAGGAGAAACGUUUAACAAAGAAAGAUCAGGCUUUGCCUGUGUGGAGUCCAAAGCCCUCUCAUAACGAAGUGGAACCUGAGGGUACAGGGAAGGAAAAAGACUGGGAUCUCAGAGACCAGCUGCAAAAGAAGACUUUGCAGCUCCAGGCCAAGGAAAAGAAGUGCAGAGAACUGUAUUCAGAGUUAGACAACCUCCGCGACGAGUACCUCUCCUGCCGGCAUAAGCUGCAACUCUGUCGAGAAGAGCUGAACCAGGGCCGGCAGCCGCCUCCCAGAGGGCGAUGUGGCCCAUGGCUCCAGUUACUGAUGGUGGUGAUUGCCACAGUGCUGGCAGUGUUCCUGGCCAACAAAGACAACUUGAUGAUCUGAAUAACUUGUGACAGUUGCCUCGGGUAAAGCUUAGAAAUAAGGAACUCAGUGAAAAAUUAAGGUUUGGGUACUUUACAGCUUUGGCUUUUCCCUCAACUGAAAUGAAAUUUGUUAUUAUUUUUUACAUCUACUGUAAAUAAACUUCACCUGACCUGACUGUUCCUCAUAA